Molecule: messenger RNA, 735 nt
Organism: Osmia bicornis bicornis
Lineage: Eukaryota; Metazoa; Arthropoda; Insecta; Hymenoptera; Megachilidae
Exons: 1
Coding region: 1-735 (244 amino acids)
Source: RefSeq, a predicted model, not a curated record
AUGCCGAAAUCGCGCGACCCGUCACCCGCGUCGCAGGACGGUUCCGUCCGCUCAAACAAGGCGGAUGAGGAUGCGCCGGCCGCGCCGCCAUUGCUGGAGGUGCCGGAAGAGACCACGCAGCCCACGCAGAUCACGCAGGUCACGCGCACACGCUCGCCCGGUCGGCUCUCGUCAGAGCUUCAGGUCCGCGCUAGGGUUCAGGAGGAACGCCUCGACACGAUGCUGUCAAUCGUCGAGGAUCUCCAGGCCUCCGCCAACAAAGAUCCUCUGGAGAUUCUCCCUUCAGAGGUGGAAAUCACGAAGACCACGCUUAUUGAGAUGCACUUGCUGUUUCACCAGGAGCAUCAAGCCUUGAGCCGACUCUGGCCUGUCUCCCAGCUGGACCACGGAUACUACAAGUCCAAGGUGGCCUCGCAGGAGGACAAGGUAGUACUGACCGCGCGCAAACUGAUUGCUCAGCUGGAGCACCGUCUGAGCCCGCCGCCGACCACGCAGCCCACGACGCCCACGCAACCGCCCACGAAACCCCGCUCACGUCUGCCUGAGAUCGCACUGCCCAAGUUUGAAGGGGAGUACAGUCGGUGGCAUCAGUUCAAGGCCACCUUCGCCUCCGUCAUUACAGCCCGCGACGACCUCACUGACCUUGACCGGUUCAACUACCUUAAGGGAGCCGUGUCAGGUAACGCAGCUCAGCUGAUUGAGCAUCUGCCCACGACUGAAGAGGCCUUCUCCUAA